AUGAGAAAUAAGAGUGGACGUUAAACAGUAGUCACUUCCACAGCAUGUAAUUCACCAGACUCCUCAAAAAUAAAAAUUAGUCACUCAAAAACACCUAGUAUUGCAAAUACUCUCAAUCAUGAUUGCAAUGACGGCUAGCACUCAAAUUUUAAUGAUUACUUUGAGCUAAAGCCCAGGAAGAAAUAUGUUUUCUCAAAAUCAAAUGCAAGAGAUUAAAUGACAAAUGACACUAGCUAUAUUAAUUCAAUGAGCAAUAUUGAGCCCAAGGAUCAAAGUAGUUUACGACCGAUUUCAAGAGUAUCGCUAUUUUCUAAUCGAGAAAGAAUUCUGAAAAAAGUAGAUUUGAGAUAGAAAUUAUUGUCAAAUAUUCGAGCCGAAUAUAAGGAAUAACUUGUUCUAAAAACAAUAAAGAAGCCAACUUUAUAUAAGCCUAAGCCCAAAUUACAAGAAAUGCUUAAUCUCAGAGACAGUGCAUUUUAAGGACAUAUAGAUUAGCAAAUUAGGAAUAGAUUUAAGAAUAAGCAUGUCGUAAUUAGUCAAUCUGUUGUAGGCUCAGAAAACACCUCUCCACGAAUAUAAAACAAGUCAAUGCUAGAUAAAAAUAUCAGUAUGCCUUUCAUUGAGAAGUCAUAAAAAUCCUUUAGAUAAAAUAUUCACGAUAUCUAUUUUUAGCUGAAUAAUUAGCCUAAGAAUUCUUAUUUUACAAACUAGUUCAUUUUUAUGUACCAAGAUGAUUCUCUAUCCUCUAGAGAGAGAAGGAAUCAUUUCAAAAUGAUAGAGCACUAAAAGAGGCUCGAUGCUCUCGAAAGAAGAAAUAGAUUAAAGGAGUUACUAUUGCGACAACAGGAGGAGGAACUUAGAAAAAGAUAGGAGAGAAAAGUGCAAAAGUAAAGAGAGAUAGAAUUAAAGAUUAAUGUGUCUGUAUCUAAAAUUUAAAGAUUCAUCAGAAGAAGGUAGUUAAAACAAAGAAUUAUCAGAGCUCUAAAGAAUUUCCUUAGAGAGAAUUAAGUACUUCUGUUAGACAUGGCUAAACUUUAAGAUACUUUGGAAAUUAUUACGAUUCAAAGAUUCUACAGGGCUAGACUUCAAAGAAGAAGAUAUCUUAAGGAAUAAGCAAUGAGAAGAGCCUUGCAUGCAAUGAUCAACAAAAGAGAUAGAAAUGUCAGAAAGCUGCUUCUAUAAUCAGCUUUUAGAGCAUUUGCUACUUAAGUACCAAAGAAAAUAAAGUAUAAUGGAGAGAAAUCCCAGAAAAAAGAAGCUGUAUUUUUCAAGAAGCAUACAUUCAAAAAGCAAAGCUCAAAAAUAAGCGACUAUUGA
Molecule: messenger RNA, 1317 nt
Organism: Stylonychia lemnae
Lineage: Eukaryota; Ciliophora; Spirotrichea; Sporadotrichida; Oxytrichidae
Source: the annotation of a GenBank genome assembly